GCGUGAGGGGGGGGCGAUGAGCGUCCUGCUCCCCAACAUGGCGGACUUCGACACCAUCUACGAGCUGGAGGAGGAAGAGGAGGAGGAGGAGGAGGAGGCGGAGGACGAAGAGGAGCGGACGGAGGCCUCCCGGACUGUGGUGAGGAGUCAGGAGCUGCCGCGGCCCCGGGACGCGCCCGAACCCGUGGCUGUGAGGGGCGCCGGGCAGAUCACCGUGUUUGGCUUGAGCAACAGAUUUGACACAGAAUUUCCCUCUGUUCUGACAGGGAAGGUUGCCCCUGAAGAAUUCAAGACCAGUAUCAGCCAUGUGAAUUCGUGUUUAAGGAAGAAUCUGCCCAUCACUGUAAAAUGGCUUCUCUGUGGCUGUUUAUGCUGCUGCUGCACACUGGGAUGCAGCCUCUGGCCGGCCGUCUGUCUUAACAAAAGAACAAGAAGAUCUAUUCAGAAGUUGUUAGAAUGGGAAAAUAACAGAUUGUAUCACAAGCUUGGCUUGCAUUGGAAGUUGAGUAAACGGAAAUGCGAAAGUAGCAAUAUGAUGGAAUAUGUAAUACUCAUAGAAUUCCUGCCAAAAUACCCUAUAUUUCGACCUGACUGAGGAGCAGUAUUACCUUUUGUGUUACCUGUCACGUCCUACCUGUAGUGCCUUGUAAGGGAUAUUGAAGAGAAAAUUAUCUACUUUGCUCUGAUAUUGUUUUUGAAAAAGUGUUCAUCAGUAGAGUCUCUUCAUUGCUGUGUUACUUUUUUUAAAAAAGAAGAAACUGUUUGCACUUUCUAAAUAGGGUGGCGAUGCUAAGGCUUGUUUGCGCACUCCCAAGGCAUAACUUACUUGAUGAACAUGGUCACUAUGGAGAUAAUCUUAUAUCAGCGCUGCUUGUAGUCUUGUUCUGACAUGCUGCCUUAUUCAUUUCUAAAACUCAGUCUUGCAAACACGCUCCCAGAGUCUGUGUAACCAGUGUUCUCCAGGUGUGCCGACUGGGACCACUGGAGGUUGUGGUCCUGACACAUCUGAAAGGCACCAAGAAGGGAGGAAAAAUUGCAUCUUCAGGCACUUUGAAUUCUUGAUAGGAACGAUCAAGGUUAGCAUACAGCAAUUAAUAUCUUAUUAUCUGUACCGAUGAUCUGCUUUGCCUGAGAUUAACAAUGAACAGCCCUGCCGUCUUCUUUCAUUUGCAAAAUUGUUCAUUUUCCUUUCUCUCUGCUGGGAGGGUGAGGGGUGAGGGGAGGGACAGGGGAAGGGUUGGGUUUGUAAAUAUUACCUCAUUGUAUAAUAUAUAAAGUGUAUUAACGCCAAGGUUUAUGGAUUGUGAUAUAAUGCCAAUGGCUUUGCAUAGAUUUUGUUACGAUGGAUGUUGUGCGUAUCUUUUUGAUUGUAUUGGCCACUUGUGUGCCACGCGGUGAAGCCAUGAGGGCUUUGUAGAUGCUACUGAAAGUUGGACUCAGGUGCAGUUUGCUAAGCUAAGCAAACAUAAAGAUCCCGUGUAGUUCUUGCUCCUUGAAAUUGCUGGUAAAACACUUAAAGAUGUAAUUCCUUGAAUUUAUAUGUAGCCCAAAGACCCCCCAAAGCCCAUAAGAGCCCCUGGUUUAAGCACAACAGGCCUCUAAACAAUUCUACCAGAAAACUGGCAGAAAUUCAAAGGAAGUUGUGGAUCUGGCAUUAGGAGCCCUAUAAAUUGAUGGAAGACAACAUUUAAAAAAAAAUAUUUGGUUUGGUGGCCUACAUUUUUCUGUUAGUCUAUCAGUGCUUCUCAACGUUGGUACCUUGAAGAUGUGUGGACUUCAACUCCCAGAAUUCUCUGCUGGCUGGGGAAUUCUGGAAGUUGAAAUCCAUACAUCUUCCAGUUGCCAACAUUGAGAAAGACUGGCCUAUCUGAUGUUUAGAUCAUUUCCAUGUCUCUGCUCUUUACAAAGCAGUUCUUUAGAAAUGUUGGCCUGCAGUUCCUUUUAACAUUAGUAAGAUUGGAUCCAACCCUGCAGUUUCACAAGCAUAAAGUAUUACACCAAAAUCUGCAUAAAAGUAUUUCUGAAAUAGCAGGGCAGUUGCGAGAACCUGCUCAAGGUCAGUAUUUUGAGAUCCUCCCUUUCUAAGGCUCUGUGCCAAGAGCUUCUCAUUUGGGUGCCUUUCCUGUUGUUUGGUUAUAAUUAAGAGAUCAUGGACAUAAAUUAGUUAGGAUAGAGUUCCAGAAAUCAAGAACCACAACAUUCAUCUGAUACACUGUGCAUCUGUUUGACUCAAGUUCUUCGUUUAGCUACUGUAGUUCUUUCAGUCUGUGCUUUUAGCAAUUAUGUAGCUAAAAUGUGGGAGAAUUGAGAAUAUUUGUGAUUUCAAUUGUUUGCGUUUGCAAAUUCCAUAACAUCCUUAACAAGGAAAGCAAGUUUCGGCUGACGGAUAGCAAGAUCUGUGCAUCAGCGCUCCAGUAUAAAUAAGCACCUUCUCAUUCAUUUAGCUGUUGUGGACCUGUAAUUUUGUUCAUCAUGCAUGCACAGAGUUGCCCAUCGUGAUUAGCUAAAUGCGGAAGCCUCUGUUCGGGUGCUGUGUGCAUGCAUCACAAAAUACCCAUGGAAAUAUCACCUCAAAAACUUGAUGGCAGGUUAUAAACUCAACAGAUUUGCAAACUGGAGCUUUGAAUUGCUGUUUUCUUCUCCUAGCUCCAGAGGAAAUGUUUAGUAUGAGAACUGUAGAAUAAUUAAAGGGGAAAAAAACAAUCAUCCAUAGAACUUUUCAAGCUGCUUCUUGGAUUGUGAGGCUUGUAGACGCAUUCAAGAGCUGAAGAGCUACACAAACCUACCCAAGACAAUACGGCGCAUGGCGAAGUUAAGCCUGUUCUUUCACAGAUAGUGUUAAAAAUCCUGCUUUGCUGAAAAAGUUACUCCAGCAUGUGUUACUUAACGUUGUUGUUACUGAGUUAUGUUGCAUAAUAUACAUAUUCCAGUUCUGUUGUUGCUGGGGCAAGAGCAGCUUCAUUUAAGUGUUACCUCAUCUUUCCCCUCCCCCUAGCAAAGUCUACUUUGAUAGGUCUUCAGCACUUUCUGAAACCCCUUGCACCUUCCAAGCCAGGGUGGCUUGGAGAUUUUAUUUCCAUAUUGUUUUAAACAUUGUGCCAAGAAACAUUAUGGCUUUUCUGAUCCUGUCAGUGUCUGAACGCAACACUUAAUACCUCCUAAUCCAGAUGUAGGAAUUAUCUGUCUCCCCUCUCACCAUCCCCUUCUCACCAGUCUAGGGGGAAGCAGCUUCCGUUAGCACGAAUGGGACUGACUUCCGAUUCAGCUUUUCUUUUCUUUGUAGAAUUAAUAUUGUAGUAAAAAUAAUACUUCCCAUUUUUACACUCUGUAGAAUCCCAGUCUUUCUGUGUUAAGGGGGCCAUACUUGCACCUUUUCUCAGGUAUGCAAGUGCCAAACAAGAUGUGUCUAAUGCAGCAAAUGUGGCUGAGUGCAGUUGAUUGGUAAUAAAUUCUUAAGGUGUUGUGACGCUUCUACUUUUCCCCAAACUGUGUGCUUCGGGCAAACCUAGCUUCAAAUGGAAGGACUUUUUUUAGGAAGCAUAAGUUCCCCAUUCCCGCCCCAGGAUUCGUCAGCAGUGGAAUAUGGGAAUAUGGUCCUUUCACUUUGCCCGAAGCUGCAAGAAGUGACAAAAAGCUGCUGUUUGUUCCUGUAGCUCUUGAGAUGUCAAACUCACGACAUCACGUGACGUAUCGCGACUUUUUCCCCAUUGCCGGCAAUGGGGUGGGCGCGGUUUUGCCAUGAUGCAUCCGGCCCGGGGGGGCGGCAGUGUGACCCCCCUGCUGUAACCCUGGAGAUGUCAUAUCAGACGGUCCGGACUGUGAGGUUCUGACAGUGUUCUGUGUUGAUCAUGGUGUAUAGAUUAUAUAAAUAUGUAAACGCCUGUAAAAUAGAGCAGUGGUUGCCUUAAAAGUGAGUAACAUCUGAGCCCAAUUCUCGAAGAGGCAAAUUCAUUUUAAGAGUGACCUUCUGUCUUGAGAAAUGCAUUCAGAAUUUGGGGAGCUAGUAGACAAAUGGGAGAUACGGCUCUUUAUUUCCUCCCAUGGUCUGUGCUGAUUCUUCUCUUCUGAAGUUCAGUGGUCCAGCUUUGAAUUAUUUCUUCCACGAUGCUCCUCAAGAUGGCCGUUACAAUAUUUGAAAUCACUUUUCUUCUUAUUUUGUUGGCUUCUACAAAAUAGGGGAGGAAAAAGUGUCUGGAAUUGUUCCAACCAAGCAAAUUGAAUUGAAUUCAUUUUUAUUUAGAUUGUAUUUCUUUGAUAGAAUUGAAAACCCCAGGCAGCGAACCCUGACUUUAUACCACUGAUUCCUAUGAAAUGUAGAGUUUAUUAUAAAAUGUCACAGGGUUUAUCGUAUGCACAAAUGCUCUCCCUCUCGCCCCCCAAAAACCUAGUUUGCCAAGAAGUAGUUACUAAUUAAUGCUUUCUCCUAAUUUAUUCCGUCCUAUAUACAAAAAUCUCUAAUGUAGGAGAAUGUUUAUGGUAUAACAUUCCACAUGUUUUUGUGUGAUGAGUAGAUUGAUAAAUUAAUUUUACCUAUUGUGCAAAAUUGGGAACCAAGAUAAGUGUGACAGCAGUGUAAUUCUUGCACACUUCUGCAAAAAUGAAUAGGACAUCCGUCAUGCUAAUAAUGUAUUACGGAGUAAGCAUCCUUUAUUCUGUUUCAUUCCAAAUCUCAAGAAAAGUUUUCAAUAAAUUUAUCACUAAUAAAUUUAGCCAUCCAUUUUCUUGUUUUGAUUAAACACACUUUGUAUGCUUAACUGUGAAUAUUGUAUUUUAGUAUCAUGCUAAUUAAUUGCAUUAGCCUGAAAAUAUUAGCAUUGAGCACUAAGAUCUUAAGUGUUCAUAUUCAGUGUAAAUAUUUAACAGUUUAGGAAACAAUGUUGUAUAAUACAUUCAUACUUGGCAAGUUUUGUGAAUUUUUGUUUAUGGCUAUAACCACAAUUUGUAAUUCCACGAAGCUUCGUUGUCAAACUGUAUACAUUUUAAUUAUGUUUCCUUACACUUUAUGAAGUAAUAGCUACUUUUUUUAAUAGGACCUCAUGCCUUGAAGAUUUUGUAAAAAAUAAAUGCUCAAAUAAC
Crotalus tigris (Tiger rattlesnake) is the source of this 5076-nucleotide messenger RNA. Its product is annotated as cysteine-rich hydrophobic domain-containing protein 1-like. Bases 17 to 595 code for a protein of 192 amino acids. The record is from RefSeq and is a predicted model, not a curated record. The transcript is spliced from 6 exons. NCBI's taxonomy places the organism in Eukaryota, Metazoa, Chordata, Lepidosauria, Squamata, Viperidae.